UAGACAGGCAUGCCAAACUGUGGAUUUCCAGCUCUUGCAGAACUACAAGUCCCAUGAGGCAUUGCAAGGCUGACAGUUACAAAUAUGACUCCCAUGCAAAGGCAUGAUGGGACUAGUAGUUCUGCUACAGCGGGAGGGCUGCAAUUUGACACCCCUGCUCUAAGGCCACAGGUGUCAAACUGGCGGCCCUCCAGCUAUUGCCAAACUACAAGUCCCAUGAGGCAUUGCAAGAUUGACAGUUUCAAGCAUGACUCCCAAAGGUAGAGGCAUGAUGGGACUUGUAGUUUUGCAACAGCUGGAGGGCUGCCAGUUUGACACCCCUGGAUUAGUGGUGAGUG
Staurois parvus is the source of this 338-nucleotide messenger RNA. NCBI's taxonomy places the organism in Eukaryota, Metazoa, Chordata, Amphibia, Anura, Ranidae. The record is from the annotation of a GenBank genome assembly.